Messenger RNA from Saprolegnia diclina VS20, 729 nucleotides. RefSeq names its product 50S ribosomal protein L13. The transcript is spliced from 3 exons. Gene Ontology annotation, molecular function: structural constituent of ribosome; mRNA binding. Lineage: Eukaryota; Oomycota; Saprolegniomycetes; Saprolegniales; Saprolegniaceae. The record is from RefSeq and is a predicted model, not a curated record. Gene Ontology annotation, biological process: translation; negative regulation of translation. Bases 45 to 656 code for a protein of 203 amino acids. Gene Ontology annotation, cellular component: ribosome; cytosolic large ribosomal subunit.
GUGAGAUUGCCCUUCCGCAACUCAUUUCCUCAUCGGUCUCAAACAUGCCUUUUGAAAAGCCCGUCAUCGUCGACUGCCGCGCGCACAUGCUCGGUCGCCUUGCGUCGCUCGUCGCCAAGGAGCUCCUCCUCGGCCAGCACGUCGUCGCUGUCCGCUGCGAGGAACUCAACAUCUCGGGCUCGCACGUGCGCAACAAGGUCAAGUUCCUCCAGUUCUUGAACAAGCGUACGGCCACGAACCCCAAGAAGGGUCCCAUCCAUUACCGCGCUCCCUCGCGCAUGUUCUGGCGCGCUGUCCGUGGCAUGUUGCCGCACAAGACCGCCCACGGCGCGUCGGCCCUCCAGCGCCUCAAGGUCUUUGAUGGCGUGCCGUCGCCGUACGACAAGGUCAAGCGCAUGGUCGUCCCGGAUGCCCUCCGCGCCCUUCGCCUGAAGGCCAACCGCCGCUUCACCGUCCUCGGCAAGCUGUCGUCUGAGGUCGGCUGGCGCCACGGCGACCUCGUCGCCCGCCUCGAAGCCAAGCGCAAGAUCCGCUCGGAGGCUUACUACAAGAAGAAGCUCGAGCAGAACAAGGCCCUCUCGGCUGCCACGGCCUCGGUCGCUGCCGCCCACAAGGAGCUCAAGCCUACCCUCGAGAAGUUUGGCCUCUCGCUUUAAGCGACUCGUGGGAAUGUUUGACGCCAUCUUGCUGCUCUGUUAACACAGUAGUAACACGAGGAAUGUUUACCGA